Molecule: messenger RNA, 1128 nt
Organism: Brenthis ino (lesser marbled fritillary)
Lineage: Eukaryota; Metazoa; Arthropoda; Insecta; Lepidoptera; Nymphalidae
Source: the annotation of a GenBank genome assembly
AUGUCUUUAUUAAAAUUAAUGCAAAACAAUACAAAAAAUAUAUUGAUUAAGUACAAUGAAUCACAAGCUGUCCUUAUUUCUUCUAGAAAAUUAAGUAUAGUACCUUCAGUAUAUGAUGGAGAGAAUCCGGCGCCGAAAUUCUUCUCAUCAGGUAUUCAAAUAUUGCUAAAACGUUUAACUCGCCCUGAUUUUGCUAAAGUGUUCCGUAAAAGGACCAAUAGCAAUGUACCAAUUCUUAAAACACCAGUUUAUAAGUUUUUAACUGAUGAAGAGUUAAAUAUUGAACGAGAAAGAGCUAACAAAAGUGCAGAUAGAUUGCUUCAGAUGCCACCAGUUGUUAAGAUUCAUGAACCCAUAGUUGAUGUUUUAUCCAAAGAUCCAGCAUUGGUUGGAUAUGAUUCAGCAAGAUAUUUAUUUACAGAUAUUACUUUCGGUGUUGACAAUGAACACAGAAUAAUUGUAGAAAGAGACCCAGAUGGGACAUUACGUAGUUGUGAUCACGAUGAUAGAAAAAGGCUUAAUCAGAUAUACUUCCCUAUGCAAGGUCGUAAAAUAAAGGACCCGUUGAUAUUCUCAGAUGAAGAAAAAUUCCACAGCCUGCUUGACCGUUACAAGUAUGAAUAUGUUUUAGACAGAACUUGCGUCCAAUAUGAGCCAGAUGAGCCUCAGUAUCAGAAGCUAACAAGUAUAACAUACCAGCAUGUUGAUAUGAAUACACAGUUUAAUUUAUUAAGAUCUACCCGUCACUUUGGGCCACUCGCUUUCUACCUCACGUGGCACCACAGUAUGGAUAAUCUUAUGUUAGAGUUGGUGCAGAGUGGGGCCAUACGUGAGGCUGUGUUGUUGAUGGCUCUGCGACACGGGAUACACAAAGACCUGGCUAAUGGGCAAGAAAGUGAUGAUUUAGUUGCACAAAUCUUGCCGACACCAGUGCAACUAACAAAGCCAGAAUACCUUUCAGAACAGGACAUAGAACUAGACAAUAAAUGUAUGGAUUGUGUGGACAAGUAUAUAGAAAAUAACUCGGCUAUGAAGAGCCAGCAAGGGCUAGCUUUGCAGGGCUUCAGGGAGUACUACCAACAGCUAGUUGAACUUAGCAGGGGAUUAAAGAAGGCUCAUGGAACCGCU